AUGGUUAACGGUAAAAAGAAAAAACAAUGGGUGGAUAACGAUUUCAUUUUAUGUAAGAUUGGUAUGACUAGAAGAAAAACAGUGGACUCGAGGCUUUUAGAAUGGCAAAAUACGUGCAAGCAUUCAAUUAUAAAUCUGACGCCAGAAAAGGUUGAUAAAUUAUAUCAACUGAAACUGCAAAGUAAGUCCAAGAAUGAAAGACCAAAAAAGGGAUUACACAUUUCGUUAUCAAACUUACAAAAAAAAAUGGAAAAACUUUUCAUUGAUGAUAAGCGUGAUUCACCCAAACCUCGCUAUUCAAAACUCCAGCCAUCAAGCUUCCGUUCUUACAAAGACGGUGGCUACUUUAUUGACGGAAAAGGUUCAAUGAAGUUAUCAGAUAUCGAAAAUGCUAUUCACAGAUUUUUAUGGAAGAAAUACGGGAAAGGGUUAGUUUAUUGCUAUGGAUGUGAUCCAACCGGUAAGAAAAGGCAUACUGAAUGGUUCAAUGUACCGGUAUUAGAACUACCAUCUGUGUUAACGACCAUUGAUUCUUUUUGCCGUAGAGGAGAAUGCCCAUUACGAUGA
Molecule: messenger RNA, 567 nt
Organism: Saccharomyces eubayanus
Lineage: Eukaryota; Fungi; Ascomycota; Saccharomycetes; Saccharomycetales; Saccharomycetaceae
Exons: 1
Coding region: 1-567 (188 amino acids)
Source: RefSeq, a predicted model, not a curated record